GGCACGGGGGUGCCGAAGGAUACAUCUGUGUGUUUACACUAGCGCACCGUCCCACCCGUCGUGUGCGGCGAUCUCUUCAUUCAUCAUCCUCAUCACAUAUAAAGAAAAAUAGAUGCAGCGACUUCGAUCGAUGCUCACGAUUGGGCGUCAUUGCUGCGGUGUACAACUGCGCCGAUUCGCGCGCGGCGACUUCAUGCGGGUAGAGGCACAGCGGAUCGUGUGCCCUGCCCGGCCUGUACACCACAACGUCGCCGUGAGGAGUAAAGCCUCCCCGCUAACACCCAAAGCUGCCAGCCCACAAUGCAACAAGGGAAGCCUGCAGAGGAAGAACAGCACAAAAGGGACGAAAUCGCCCGAGGAGGAACUCCUGCGGAAAGUUAACACGCUCGUCGGGCAGCGCAACGCACACGAAGCCGUGCGAGUGGUGAAGAGCGCGUUGUGGGGAGAGUGGCCUCCGGCGCCACCGCCACAAGGAGGCGCACCAGCAACAGACACGAACUCUGUCUCAGCGUCCUCUUCCCGCACCGAGCAGCGUGCCAUUUUCUCCAGCAAAGCCUUCGCUGCGGCUCUCUACGCCUGCGAUGCGGCGAACAACGCAGCGGACGGUCUUUCUCUCGUCUCGGAGGUGCGUCGGCACACCACCGUCAUAUCCAACGACUGGCUUAGGUCCGAACACGUUCUCUUCGCUGUUCUCCGCCUUCAAUGCGCUGCCGGCGAUCGCGAUGGGGCGACACAUAUGUUCGCGUAUCUGGAGCAACACGGAAUGCUACGCCUGCGUAGUGCUUCUGUUUUUCUUCGCUACUGUUGUUUCAAACUACAGGACCGCCGUCUGGCUUUUGCCGUGUAUGAGAAGGCGCUCCAGCACAAGAUUGAGCUGACGGAGCCUGACUACGUGGCGCUCGGCACUGUGUGUGUGCAGCUUUGCGAACCCAUCUCUACCCUCUUCUUCAUGCUGGAGGAAAUGAAGGAGCAUGUACCGGGGGUGAGUGCGGCUUUUUUGGCAGACGUUGUGGAGCCGUGGGUGGCGAACGCGAAUAGCGCGAACAGCAGGAUUGGGGGAGCGAAAACCACUCGUGUGCCUCGGUAUCACGUGGCGACCGUGGCGCGGAUGGAGCAGCAAGAGCGAACAGCUCUACAGAGUACGAGCAAGGCAUUGCUGAACAGCGCGGAGGUGUGCUUGAAAGACGGUGGCAGCGACAAAAACAGCAGCAGCUGUGCGGCCUCAAGCCAGCCACUCAUUCAAGCUUGCGGUGUCUGCCCCGUGUGCCACACGGAGUUGUCGGGCUACGCCUUCACGGCGGCCUGCCGAAACCAUCUUCUCAGCGAACUGAAGGAUCUCGUGAUUCCGCAGGCGUGCCGCAGCCGUCGCGCGCUGCUGGGCUUUGAGCACUGGAAGCGGUACAUCCACGCCCGCUAUGACAGCGGCGAUCGUGUCGACGUGUUCAUCGACGGCGCCAAUCUCGGCUACUACGGGCUAUCCAGCUGGUAUGACCUGGCGAAGAAGCAGCUGCUGCUGCACCGCGGCGUCGCGGAAGGUCAAAUCACGGCGCAAGACUUGAACUUCAACGAGCAGUGCAAGGCCUCCGCCAAAGGAGUGGAUGUCGGGGUGAACUUUGAUCUUAUUGACAGCGCGGUGAAGCUGGCGGUGGAGAAAUACGGUCUGCGGCGGCCUCUCGUGAUGCUGCAUGAGCGCCACGUGGAGCCGCGUUUCAUGACACCGCAGGCUGCUGUCAUUGUGCAGCACUGGCGCUCGCUGGGGUGGCUGUACUGCACCCCGACCGGACUGAAUGACGACUUGUGCUGGUUGUACGGCGCGCUGUUAAUGACGGAUCCAACCGAUAGAAGGGGCGAGGGUCGGCAACGUGCUGCCACGGCUGCGUCAACGUCGCAUCGCACGUUGGUGUGCACCAACGACAAAAUGCGCGAUCAUCACUUUCGACUGUUGAGUCCACGUGCAUUUACGCGGUGGCGAGAUCGGCACCGCAUCGGCUUCCGCUGCGGCCGGGUGGAGAAUCGAACGGAGCUGUACUGGGAUCUGCCUGCGCCGUACGCGCGGUGCAUACAGCGGCACGACUUGGUGCUGCCGCCACCGCCCUCUUCGACCACGUCUGCUUCUCCAGAGGGAGAACGUGUAAAGGCGGAAAACGGCGGAGCUGCCGUCUCUACGUGGCACAUACCCUUUUCCAAAGACCCUGCGGUAUCAAGCGCGGCUUCUUUCCUCUCCUCGAUGAGAACUGCGGAGGGGACGACGGCGGAGUCGUGCAGUGAGUUGGAUGGAGCGCAAUUGGAGUCGGGACAGCAGGCCAAUCCGUCGACUGACGGCGAUCCAAUCGUUGAGCAAGCAGAUGGGGAUAACGACGAGCUGCACGCCUCGACUGACAUUCAGGAAUCGUCUCCGUGGAUCUGUGUUACUGUGGAGGCGUAG
Messenger RNA from Leptomonas pyrrhocoris, 2425 nucleotides. RefSeq lists its product as hypothetical. NCBI's taxonomy places the organism in Eukaryota, Euglenozoa, Kinetoplastea, Trypanosomatida, Trypanosomatidae. Bases 764 to 2425 code for a protein of 553 amino acids. The transcript has a single exon. Gene Ontology annotation, molecular function: ribonuclease P activity. Gene Ontology annotation, biological process: tRNA 5'-leader removal. The record is from RefSeq and is a predicted model, not a curated record.